CACCGUGAGUGGUCGACCAAGUGUUAUAUUGAGCUCUCCUUGUUUUCCACUCUUGAACAGACGCAGACUCCAAACACUCUUUUAUUUCUUUCUCGUCUUCCACUAAUUACUCGCGCAGAGUUUACACAAGUGUAGUCUGUGAUCCAGAGAGAGAGAGAGAGAGAGAGAAGAAGACUGUGGAGAGUGUGGGGAGAACUGUUCUGCUUCCUCAUUAAUUUACACUCUCAGCUAGGAAACGUGAGAACCGCAUUUCUCUGUUUCACGAGGGGACUCGCUCACUGCAACAAACCACUGUGUGUCAAUCCAUCAACCGUCUAUAACUCAAAAUACAUUCUCUUACCUACAUUCAAUUUCAUAACUAAUUCCUGCUACCGCACUUUCCACCUCCCACUUAUGGACCUCAGUAAGGUAACUCUAGAGAUCUUCACCAAACUGGAGCAGAAAUGGCUUUCGCACUGUGAGAUAACAAAAAAGACGCGAGUUCUCAGCAUCGACGGCGGUGGAACCACCGGCAUUGUUGCUGGAGCUGCUCUCCUCCACCUCGAGGACCAGAUCCGUCUCAAGACCGGCGAUCCCCACGCUCGAAUCGCAGAUUUCUUCGAUAUUGUCGCCGGUACUGGGAUCGGCGCUAUCCUCGCGGCUAUGCUUGUUGCCGACGAUGGCUCUGGCCGUCCGCUCUUCACUGCCAGGGAAGCUGUAAACCUUGUAUCCGAGAAGAACGAGGAGCUGUUCAAGGUCAGAUUCUCCGGCGUUAUUCGCCGGAGGCGUAGGUUUUCUGGUAGCAGUAUGGAUAAGGUGUUGAAGGACGCGUUCAAGAGAGAGGACGGUAAGGUGUUGACCUUGAAGGACACGUGUAAGCCUCUCCUUGUUCCUUGCUUUGACCUCAAGAGUUCUGCUCCCUUCGUUUUCUCCCGCGCCGACGCGUCGGAGUCACCUAGUUUCGAUUUUGAGCUUUGGAAAGUGUGCCGUGCCACGUCAGCCACGCCAAGCCUCUUCAAGCCCUUUGCCCUGACCUCCGUCGACGGUAAAACCUCUUGCUCGGCCGUCGACGGCGGCCUCGUCAUGAACAACCCGACGGCGGCGGCAGUUACGCACGUACUGCACAACAAGCGAGAUUUUCCGUCGGUUAAUGGCGUGGAAGAUCUUCUGGUUCUCUCUCUAGGUAACGGCCCGUCGAGCGGAUCAUCCGGAGGGCGGAAGCUCCGUCACGACGGUGAGUGCUCCACAUCUUCGGUCGUUGACAUUGUGCUUGACGGAGUGUCCGAAACCAUAGACCAAAUGUUGGGAAACGCAUUUUGCUGGAACCGCACUGACUACGUGAGAAUUCAGGCUAACGGAUUGAUGAACGAUGGAGAAGUGUGGCCGAGAAUUGAGGAGGAGGAGGAGGUUUUGAAGGAAAGAGGAGUCGAGUCGUUACCGUUUGGCGGGAAGCGGUUGUUGACGGAGACUAACGGGCAGAGAAUCGAGAGCUUCGUGGAUCGCCUCGUAGCGUCGGGAAAGUCUAGUCUCCCUCCAAGUCCCUGCAAGGAGUCCGCCGUUAGCCCCCUCGCUAACGGACGUUAGCUGCUGCUACUUUUUUUUUUUUUUUUUUUUUUUUUUAUACCAUCUUCGUCUUCUCCUUUUCUUUUUUUUUUUUUUUACUUUUUUUUUUACUUUUUACUCCUUAACCCUCUGUAAGUUGUAUAACCAACCUCGGGUUUACUUUUUACUCCGGCUGGUUAAAAUAGCAGCAAGCCCCCCCCUCCUUAUAAUAACAUGUUUAGUUGUCAAUUAAUCA
This is a messenger RNA of Carica papaya (papaya), 1777 nucleotides long. RefSeq names its product PATATIN-like protein 9 (gene PLP9). The record is from RefSeq and is a predicted model, not a curated record. Gene Ontology annotation, biological process: lipid metabolic process. NCBI's taxonomy places the organism in Eukaryota, Viridiplantae, Streptophyta, Magnoliopsida, Brassicales, Caricaceae.